AUGUCGUUGGAAUUAGACGCAAUCCCAUCUUCCAGCUGCCAGAAUGGUGAUAUAAAGACAAAGGCACUACGUAUUCAAGAGCUUUCAUUGGCAAGUGAUCGAAACUCGAACCGUUUAUCUAAGGGUAAAGUGCAACGAGGUAACAAAACUGUACCUAGGGACCUACGAACGUCGCUUUCCACUGGACUUUCAACUACCAAGAAUCGUGGUAACAAAAGAACGUUAUGGACUUCAGUGUCCGAUGAUAGAAGACAAUGUGGUGAAGUUGUGGAGGUUGAGGGGCUGCUGGUGGUUGCAGAACAGGUCGACAGAGGCCAGACACGGCAGAAACCACCAGUCUUUCGGACGCUCGGAUCGAUUCAUUGCGUAUUGGUACGGAAGAAUGUGGGAUUGUUUUUAGAGACCGUGUCACAGGAUCGUCAUCACACCAUUGUGCUCAAUAUAGACGCCAUGGACUUGGUGCAUGAACGUUUCGAAAACAAUUGCAAGUUUCAACUGCGUUAUCGACAAAGCGAAUUAAAGAAAAGCGGUAGCUGGCAACGAGCGGUUUCGUACGCCUUCAUGACUUCGUCAACGGAGGAACAUUUUAAGUGGCUCAAUGGAAUUUUCAGACAUCAAGCGCUGGCUACGAGCAGAGAUCAAACAAGCUCUUGGAACGAACGGGUUACAGGUUCUGGAUUGAUUGGGUUAGAGCCUCCUGGACAAAGUGCCGACUUACAUGCAAAAUGCAACGACCAGGAGCAGAGAUGGCAGACUGAAGGACGCAACGAACAGCCACAGCCAUCCCUUGGAGACUUGUUGUACCCCACACCUGCAAGAAUAAAACAUUUUAUCCUAGUACGUCAUGGUCACUACAUCAAUGCCCACGUGCUGCAAGUGUUAGACUCGCAACAAGUUCUCUCGCAGAUGGGAAGAAAGCAAGCAGAGCUCACUGGCAAAUACCUAGGAGUAGCACAUAACCGAGUUCCAACUCGACACGACGUCUCUAUUUAUCACAGUGAUAUGACACGUGCCGUGGAGACAGCAGUUAUCAUCGCCACUGACUUUCAAGGGGUCUCGUUGAAUUCAAGCUCAUUACUGCGGGAAGGAUGGCCUGGAACGCCGUAUUCCACAGAUUUCACCGUAAGUGGUGAAACCGCUGCUACACGUAAAAGUGGUGCCCUUGACGCGCUGCAAAAGCAAAGUUUUCCGGAUGUAGAGCGGAUGGAAAAGGCGUUUAACUGGUUUUUGUUCGACUUAGGCAAAACCCAUUGUGAUAAUGACGAGGAGUCGUACUGCAUACUCGUGUGUCAUGCCAACCUGAUCAGAUACUUCUUGUGUCGCGCUCUUGGUGUCGACCCUACAACUAUGUGGGGUCAUUUCGAAAUUAACCACUGUGGCGUCACGCGUAUUGACGUUUGCUCCGAUCAACCGACCAAGAUCAUUGCAGUAAAUGAGACUGGCCAUCUACCGCUUUCUCUCAUCACGUCCAGCGAAGACCAUCUGUAA
Molecule: messenger RNA, 1488 nt
Organism: Peronospora belbahrii
Lineage: Eukaryota; Oomycota; Peronosporomycetes; Peronosporales; Peronosporaceae
Source: the annotation of a GenBank genome assembly